Penicillium soppii is the source of this 1044-nucleotide messenger RNA. RefSeq lists its product as uncharacterized. The transcript has 3 exons. The coding region runs from base 1 to 1044 and encodes 347 amino acids. The record is from RefSeq and is a predicted model, not a curated record. NCBI's taxonomy places the organism in Eukaryota, Fungi, Ascomycota, Eurotiomycetes, Eurotiales, Aspergillaceae.
AUGACGUCAUCAAACCAACACCCCCGAACGAUUGUUGUUCUUGGAUCCACGGGGUCUCAAGGUAGAGGAGUGGUGGAUUCGCUACUUCACGAGACCAAUUUAGGAUCAUGUCUCAUCCGUGCUGUUACCAGAAAUGUCAACUCGGCCGCAGCUAGGCAGCUGCUACAUGAUUUUCAAACUCCGGAUAAUCGUCUUAGUCUCGUCACCGGUGACGUUUACAAUUCCCAAAGCCUUCAUGAUGCUUUCCGGGGAGCAUAUGGAGUUUUUGCAGUGACCAGUGAACGCACCUCAAAGAGGAUUGAAAAAGAGGAGGAUAUGAAACAUGAACUCCAGGCGGGCUGGAACAUCAUCUCUGCUGCGAAGUCAUGCCACAUACAGCAUUUUGUUUUAAGCAGCUUGCCCAACAUGAAAGAAGUAACGGCAGGGCGCUUCAAAAAAAUCUUUCAUAUGGACAAUAAGUUCAUAAUUGAGCAAUGGGCAAAGCGCGAUCUACCCGCGGUCACCUGCCUCAUUCCUGGGUUCUUCUUUACCAAUCUAAGCCGACCAGAAUACUGUCGACGCGAAAACGGAGUCGUGCGGUUUUGUCCACCAAUUCCUGGAAGCAAGUCUGUUCAGUGGCUUGACCCGGUACACGACAUGGGCGUUUUCGCUGCUAGUAGGUUACACCCGGACUUGAAUGCCGUUUCGUUUGCUCCUUCGGUUUUCGCCCUUGGCAUUCUGCAAACAAAAAACAAAAACUAUGUUGUUGCAGGACCGAAGAUGCGCAUGGAAGAUUUCGCAACUAUUUUCGAACGAGUAACUGGUCAAUCGGCAAUUUACUCUCCUACAACAAUGGAUGAAUGGGCCAGUGCGGCUUCUAGGGCAGUCGGUCCUGGAUUCAAGGAAGACUUUUGUCAAAUGAUGGAAUGGGUCUCUAUCGCACCAGAUGACAAGAUUUGUUAUGGUGCUCUUGAUCCAGCUGAUGACCAUUCUUGGAAUGAUCUCCAUGUUAGGGCUAGCACAUUUGAAGAAUGGUUGGAGCGCACAGGAUGGACUGGACCAUAG